UUGGUGAAAACGUGUUUCACCGCGACUGCAUCGCGUCUGCUACAUCAGGAAUGUAGACAAAAUAGGCCCCUCUCAUGGCAUCACAUUUAACGAAUGGCCCACUAUCGCACCUGAUGCCUCACCCAAACCACCAUGGCCACCGAUGCCACGCCCGACCCGUUCCGCCGAUCCGCCAAAGCCCACGACCAUGAAGAAUGCCAAGCUUUGCGAGACGAGUGGAUCGCGAGUGCAACACAAUGGCGAGCCUAUGCCAUGAGAACCGAGCACGCCGUGAAGAAAUGGGCAGAGAGGGCCAGGAGCUGGAGAACAGCGGCCAAAACCCAACGAAGGGACAACGAGCGGUUGAGGAAUGAGCUGGAGAAUGAGCGUCCAGAAUUGGAGGGUCUCAAGCAGCUUGCAGAAGAUGGUCAGCGAGAAGCCGACCUCUGGAGGACACAAGCGCUGGCCAAGGCUGACCAAGUCAAAGAGCAGCGGCAGCAGAUAGAAGAGUUGGAACAGCAGAUCAAGGACGUUGAGUCGCACUACCAGAAUCUGAACAGCGAUAUGAUAGUGUCGUGCUCUCCCAUACGGCGGCAAUUGAUCGAGUCGGACGCAUGCCUGGAGGGUCCAAGGCUAAGCCAUGAAGAGGACAGCAGCCUGAUUGUCCGAAACGAAACUGCAUCCGUGGCGAUCACAAAAGCACUCAACGACGCCUUUUGCACAUACAGGGCGCUUUUCGAAGAAGAGAAGACAAAGGUGUCCCAACGUGCAAGGGGACAGACGCGCCUCCAACGCCUUCUCGAUAUCGAGCGUGUUCGCUGCCGCGAUCUAUCAAUCAAGCAUGGCUUGCUCGACUCAGAACAAUACACAUCUGUUGAAAGCGAGACUGAGGACGUAUGCAAUGGAUGCGAAGCCGUGCAGUGCGAGAGCGACGACGCCAAAGUCCAGAUGGAUAGGCUGCAAACGGAUACCGAUCGAUUACAGGAAUGUAUCGAGAACAGCCACAACCUCGCCAUCGACGAAGAGUCCGCAUCAUCGAUUGAGACAUUGAAAGACAAGCUUCACCAGCUCGAGCAACGCCUUGAGAUCAUAGCGGCGGCAGCAGCAGAUCUCGCGGAGAAUCACCUUUCCCAUCUCCAGAGCUGCCUCGACGCUGCCCGAGAACGCCGCUGCGAUGCAUUCUACAAAUUUGUCGAAAAACGAGGUGGCAUUCAGAUACUGCUUCGGCCCAGGUGCAGUACCUUCUGCGACAAGAUCAGGUUCGACACUACGAAACACCUGGUCUACAUCGCCAAGGAGAACAAGCGAACCAUGCAACUACAAGACAGCUUCACAACGUACACAUUUGACCGAGUCAUGGAUCCUUCAGUCAGCAACGAUUGGCUGUGGUUAGAAGAGAUCAAGCCACUCAUUGAAAAUGUUUUCCGCGGCUCCAGCGCUACUCUCCUUGCGUAUGGCCAGACUGGGAGCGGGAAGACAUACACAAUGUGCGAGCGCCCAGACUCAAUGAUUCCGCUGACCAUUGCUCGAGUAUUCGCGGAAAAGCAAGAGCUAGAAGCCACUGGAGGUCGGCUCGACGUUAACUUUUCUGCCGUAGAGGUGUAUCUCAACAACAUACACUACCUCUGUCACAAUCAGAAGAAAAACCCGCAAGUGGUUUUAAAGCGGCAAACUAGCAAAGGGCCUUACGUUAUGUUCAACAAGACUGGCGAUAACAGAGUUCGUAACAAUGAGGAGUCUAUUAACCCUGUUUCCGUCAAGACCGAAGCAGAGUGCUUCAAGUUAUUCGAGAUGGCUGUCGGCAAACGCGAGACACGAAAUAUGAUCAAACACGGCGGUCUCAAUAACAGCUCUUCUCGCAGUCAUAUGGUAUGUACUCUCCACCUGAACAUCUGCGUCCCAGGUCACGAAGGAUUACAGCCAUGCAUUCAGCUGGUCGACCUUGCUGGCUCCGAGGAAGUUGCUGCAAACAACAUUGAAGUUCAGAAGGAGGGCAUAGACAUCAACCAAUCUCUCAAUUACCUCGUCGACCUUCUGCAUGAUAUCCGGAAACGCAGUGCAGCAAUGAAGAGAGGGGUACUCCGAGAAAAGUUACCCAUUAUCCGUGAUAGCAGGUGGACGUCCAAGGCUAUAACACAUGCCCUACACUUGGGCAUGUCGCAAGACAUGCCCUUGAUCGCGUUCAUGGCGACUAUGCAUACCCAGCACGUAAAGGAAGGAGAAAGGACAUGCUGCAAUGCUGGGAAGAUUGUUGGCAACGAGGCUAGGAUCGAGAGACUCACUCCGGGUGAAGGGCUACAGUCAUUGAACGUGAGGAUCGACUCGGCUGCAUCUUCGAGAAGAAGCACCUCCUCCAUGUCGGACUACAGCACCUCGGCGGUGGCGUCGAAUGUCCCCGUGCUGAGGGCAAAGCCGGCACAGCCUAGAAGGCGUCUUUAGCCGUGAGAAGCAUAGUUGAUAGUGGAGUAUGUAUGUGCAAAAGCAAUUUGAGUCAAGAAUCUG
Molecule: messenger RNA, 2481 nt
Organism: Dothidotthia symphoricarpi CBS 119687
Lineage: Eukaryota; Fungi; Ascomycota; Dothideomycetes; Pleosporales; Dothidotthiaceae
Product: P-loop containing nucleoside triphosphate hydrolase protein
Exons: 2
Coding region: 133-2418 (761 amino acids)
Biological process (GO): microtubule-based movement
Cellular component (GO): kinesin complex; microtubule
Molecular function (GO): microtubule motor activity; ATP hydrolysis activity; microtubule binding
Source: RefSeq, a predicted model, not a curated record